UGAGUCCUCUCAGUCCUGCCAGGAAGUUCAAUCGACCGCAGAGCGAAAGGCUCGUCAGUGGAAUAAUUGGGGCUACACUCAAGCUAACAAUGACUUUCAACCGGCUACUAUUUCGAACCAUUCUUAACAGCAGAGUUGGAUCCAGGUGUAUGUUCACCAGCUCCAAGCCGGACACUGCCAACCCCAACUGGGUCAGAGUGGGCCUCGCCUUUGGCGCAGCGGCUGCUUUUUGGGGACUGCUCUUCAAGCAGCACAGCACAGACGUCCAUGAGUACAAAGUGAGGAAUGGCCUGGAAUAAUGCACCAGACCUCAGUGUGAGGGUCCUGAAAUCUCAUCGAUAAAACACACCUGUAGUCCAUUUGUUUCUAUUGUCACUGCUCCACUUUGUGUUCAAUAAAUGUAUGUCAUGCCAAACAUUCAUGGAUUGUGAGCAAUUACUGAUUGUGAUGCUGGCUACCAGAGGUAUUACAUUUCACAAAUAAAUUAUUUUCUUAUGAAAAUGAGCCAUAAAACUCAGCUUUUCAAAUCUGAAGUAAAAUUGUUUACUUUUUUCAUCAUCAGUUCAACAGUGUUCUACCAAUGCUUUUUAGUUUUCCUCUGUUAACAUGUUUGAGAUGAGAAGUUUAAUGAUGGUAUUGAAAAACGUAAUGGCAUAUUGCUGUGUUUAUGUCACAUCAACAGAUAAUCUGACAAAACUGAAAUUCUGAACAAAUACUAGACCAUAUUUUGAAUUAAAACAAAAUUUGUAGUCCUUUAGCUACAUGAGACAACUGUUAAGGUUAGCAUUCAGCUACUGUGUAGAUAAUAUUACUGUCUGAUACUAUGAUGUGAUAUAGCUGGAACCAUGUAAAACAACUUUGAAGUAUCUCUCUUGCUAUAGUUUUACAUGACCAAGUGUCUGAAACACACUCUCCCACUGUAUCAUGACAACUACAUAUGAGUAACAUCAUCGGAUCAAUGUUAGUCUGAUAAACACAAUGCAAGCUGUUGUUUGUCCAUUAUAAAUAUGUCCUACUUUGAAACCUGGUUUGAUAUCCAUCCACAUUUUCUCUGUUCAUUUUAUUUUGAAUUAAUAAAUAGGGAAGGAUUGAAG
Messenger RNA from Sphaeramia orbicularis (orbiculate cardinalfish), 1094 nucleotides. RefSeq names its product NADH:ubiquinone oxidoreductase subunit C1 (gene ndufc1). The transcript is spliced from 4 exons. Gene Ontology annotation, cellular component: respiratory chain complex I; mitochondrion. Bases 90 to 299 code for a protein of 69 amino acids. The record is from RefSeq and is a predicted model, not a curated record. Lineage: Eukaryota; Metazoa; Chordata; Actinopteri; Kurtiformes; Apogonidae.